Molecule: messenger RNA, 895 nt
Organism: Aspergillus steynii IBT 23096
Lineage: Eukaryota; Fungi; Ascomycota; Eurotiomycetes; Eurotiales; Aspergillaceae
Exons: 5
Coding region: 152-613 (153 amino acids)
Source: RefSeq, a predicted model, not a curated record
AAACCGCGCUGGGCCAAAGGCGGAGAGGCUCCACCGCCCGUCAAACCAAAGCAAAACCAACAAAGCAGACAAACGCGGAGCUGCUCAGCAUCGCCUGCUGCUGCUGUCAAGCCUCUCGACUUCCUCUUCUCAGCUUUGCACUUGUUCCAGGAUGAUUGGUCCCGAAGAUCGUUGGCGCGGAGGUCGGCCCUACGAUCACAAUCGUCAGUCGGGACAGCGUCACCCCAACGCCCGGAACAUGAACAUGCACGGCGGCGCUCGUGGCGGACAGAAUCAGAAUCCACAUCAAAACCCAAAUCAGAACCAGAGCCAGAACCCCAACGCCCGGGGGGCCGGCGACUCACGCGACCAGCUCUCCGCCGCCGGACUGUCCCAGGACCAGCACGUUCCCGUACGAGGCUUCAACGCCGCCGAGGCAAAGGGAGCUCUGAGAAGAGGCCCAGGAGCGCCGAGACCCUUCUUCUACAAAACCCCGGGUAAAGAUGCGAAUAACCGCUCGGGCGGGCCGUGGGGAUCCAAGCCAAACUCGAUGGCCAGCGGGAAGGAUUUCUUCCUCGAGCUGCGAAAGCAAGUUACGACUUUGAAACAGGGUGGUAAUGUUGCGGGUGGCUAAGCUUUGCGGAGUGAGCUUGGGGGCUGGAACGUCGAAUAGACAGAGUAAGGAGGUUGGGGUUGAGGUUGAGGCUGGUUUCGCUGGUCGCUGGCCGAUCGGAGGAUACCUAUCCUUAGCAACGUCACUGAGUUGGCGAAAAUGCGAUUUACGACAUUUGGGCGGAUAUGGGAUUGAGGCAAUUACAUCUACAGGACUAUCAUCAUCUAUCAUCAUACCCGGAUAGCGUAUUCUGAAUGGUUGUCUAAUAGUGCGGAAAUGAUAAAAUGAAAAACAAACAUCGAG